Messenger RNA from Paramisgurnus dabryanus, 915 nucleotides. RefSeq names its product helt bHLH transcription factor (gene helt). The record is from RefSeq and is a predicted model, not a curated record. Gene Ontology annotation, biological process: regulation of DNA-templated transcription. NCBI's taxonomy places the organism in Eukaryota, Metazoa, Chordata, Actinopteri, Cypriniformes, Cobitidae. Gene Ontology annotation, molecular function: DNA binding; protein dimerization activity.
CUAUUUCUUUAACUGAUCCUAAGUGCACACAUUAACCAAAAAGGAUGCCUUUAAUCCUAUGGAAUAAUUUAAGGCAAUGAAUGCGCCAGUCUUUGGGGCGAGAGCUUUAUAAGCGACUGUUUCCAUUGCUGCUCAUCUCAGUUUAUAAAGCUUCUGGAAAGAGGACGACAUAUAGAGUCUGGCUACAGUAUUUUCAGUUUUAUCAUUUUUCCUUGUUUCAUCAAAUGAUGGCGUCAAAGAUGAAGGAUCGCAAGAAAACUCCUGUUUCUCAUAAGGUUAUUGAGAAAAGAAGAAGAGACCGAAUCAACCGAUGUCUAAACGAGCUGGGAAAGACGGUUCCGAUGGCACUGGCUAAACAGAACUCUGGAAAACUGGAGAAAGCAGAAAUCCUGGAGAUGACGGUGCAGUAUCUACGCGCGCUCCACUCGGCAGACUUUCCGCGCGGAAGAGAAAAAGGAGAACUGCUGACAGAAUUUGCAAAUUACUUCCACUACGGCUAUCACGAGUGCAUGAAAAACCUCGUUCAUUACUUGACCACGGUGGAGCGCAUGGAGACCAAAGACACAAAGUACGCGCGGAUCCUUGCCUUCCUGCAGUCCAAAGUAGUCACCGAGCCCGUGUUUGGCGCAUUAGGCACCAUUUCACCAGACCCCACAGACCUUCUUUGCCAGCUGGAGUACCAGAGUUCGAGCCCGACCGAGUCUGUUUUCCAGCAAAGCCCACCCGGACACUUUUCCUGGCACAGUUCGGCGCGCAGUCCAACGCUCGCGUAUCCAGCAGUGUCUCAGCACGGCGCAUACUUGUCACCUGUUCAAGGACUCGAUCAUCAUUACAUGAACCUCAUCGGGCACUCGCACCAUAACGCCUUCAGCUUUCACAAUGCACAACACGCUGCCCUGUAAAUACAACUGAAUG